Molecule: messenger RNA, 4044 nt
Organism: Sardina pilchardus (European sardine)
Lineage: Eukaryota; Metazoa; Chordata; Actinopteri; Clupeiformes; Clupeidae
Gene: sephs3
Product: selenophosphate synthetase 3
Exons: 8
Biological process (GO): L-selenocysteine biosynthetic process
Cellular component (GO): cytoplasm
Molecular function (GO): selenide, water dikinase activity; ATP binding
Source: RefSeq, a predicted model, not a curated record
UCCCAGGCUGAGGAAGCACCAAAUCACUAGCCAGUUAGCCUUUAAACAAUUGACUCAUUCUUGUAUUUCGUGGUACUCGAUCGCAGUACGCUAGAGCAUUGAAUGAACACAUUUACACAGUAACGCUAACAAAAUGUCUGGCUCUGCACCUCCAACCCCGCCGGACGAAGGCUCUGACACGUGCAGGUUGGCUGCCUUUCUUCCUCCCGGCUAUCAAGCCUUCAAACCGGAGGACCAUGGCCUAGACCGAAGCUUUCGGCUAACGGCCUUCUCCGAUCUGAAAGGAUGAGGCUGUAAAGUCCCUCAGGAGGCUCUGCUCAAACUCCUGGAGGGACUUGAGCCCGAUCGUCCGGGUGUAGCGACUGGAGAGGAUGGCGGCCCGGCGGCAGGUGCCGGCGAUGAGACGUCGGAAUUCGGUCAGCUCUCUGCUGCUCAUGGACCCAGAUUAGGUAUUGGCUUGGACUCCUGUGUCAUUCCACUGAGGCAUGGGGGUCUCUCCCUGGUCCAGACCACAGACUUCUUUUACCCCCUAGUGGAGGAUCCAUACAUGAUGGGUCGUAUAGCAUGUGCCAAUGUGCUAAGUGACCUCUAUGCCAUGGGGAUCACAGAGUGUGACAACAUGCUGAUGUUACUCAGUCUCAGUCAGAAGAUGAAUGAGAAGGAGAGGGAGCAAGUGAUGCCACUAAUGAUAAAGGGUUUCCGUGAUGCCGCAGAAGAGGGUGGGACAUCCGUUACAGGCGGCCAGACUGUUAUCAAUCCCUGGAUCAUCAUCGGGGGGGUGGCCACUGUAGUGUGCCAGCCCAAUGACUUCAUCAUGCCAGACAGUGCGGUUCCUGGGGAUGUGCUAGUUCUCACCAAACCUCUAGGCACACAGGUGGCCGUCAAUGCCCAUCAAUGGCUGGACCUGCCGGAUAAAUGGAACAAGAUCAAACUAGUCAUCUCUAAAGAGGAAGUUGAACAGGCCUACCAGGAAGCCAUGCUCAACAUGUCCACCCUCAACCGCACAGCUGCGUCACUCAUGCACAAGUUCAAUGCGCACGCGGCCACUGACAUCACGGGCUUCGGCAUCCUGGGCCACGCCCGCAACCUGGCGCAGCAGCAGCGCAGCGAGGUGGCCUUCGUCAUCCACAACCUGCCCAUCAUCGCCAAGAUGGCCGCCGUCAGCAAGGCCUGUGGCAACCUCUUUGGCCUGCUGCAGGGCACCUCCUCCGAGACCUCAGGUGGCCUGCUGAUCUGUCUGCCUCGUGAGCAGGCGGCGCGGUUCUGUGCGGAGAUGAAGGCGAGUCGGCAGGGUCCUGGCGCGGGGGUCCCGGGCCCGGAGGCCGGUGGCGAGGGCCAGCAGGCCUGGAUCAUUGGCAUCGUGGAGAAGGGCAACCGCUGCGCCCGCAUCAUCGACAAGCCCCGCAUCAUCGAGGUGCCGCCCCGCGGCACGGUCUCCGAGGGCAACAACAACAACAGCACCAGCCCGCCGCCUCCUGUGCAGAGUCCACCCGUGUCCUAGGGCCAUGCCCCCCCCCCCCCCCCUUCCACUUUUCCCUUGUCCUACCAUCUUCUUCAUAACGCAGGAUAAGAGUGCUUUUCUCACCUCCAUGGUGUGCAGUCACGAGGUGAAGUCUCCAUUAGAAGCCUUUUAACAAUCAGUCAUCAUCUUUCUUUCUCGUAUCUCAUCUUUUGGCAUCUGCCUUUCCUUUAUUUCUUCCUCUGUCCUUUUUAUGCACCCUCUCUUUUUUUCUGUCUGUGUCUGUGUAUGCGUGAGUAUGUGAGAGAGUAUUAUGCUCCCUCUCAUGUAUGUGUGCAUAUGUGAGAGAGUAUUAUGCACCCUCUCUUUUUUCUGUCUGUGUGUGCGUAUGUGAGAGAGUAUGAGUGUGUUUGUGCAGUCUUUUCUGGGUGUGUUAUGCCCGGGGCUGCUUGUUUGCUCAUUUGUGUGCAAUCAGGAUGUAUGCAUCAGUCAGUGAACAGAAGACACCUUGCCUGGUCUUUGUGCACUGAGGAUAUUGUCUGACAUGUGUGUGUGUGUGUGUGUGUGUGUGUGUGGUGUGUGUGGUGUGUGUGGUGUGUGUGGUGUGUGUGGUGUGUGUGGUGUGUGUGUGGUGUGUGUGUGGUGUGUGUGUGUGGUGUGUGUGUGUGUGUCUCCACUUGUCUUUGGGUCUCUGCUGUCCAUUUCGUCCCCCUGUUCAGCCGAUGGGUUGAGAGCGACAGACCAAAAAUUCUUUCUUUUAUCCUGGUGGGAGUCGGAAUGGACAGCACUCAGGCCACUUUCCCCUCAUCGCUUCUCUUUUGUCUAAUGUCCCUCUCUGCUUUCCGUACCUUGAAGCGUCAUCUCUUGCUAUCCUUGCUAUGUGUAUAUGCGUGAAUCUACUGUAUGGUCAUGUGGGUGCGCUUGUGUCCUGCGAGGUCAUCUCUCCCUUUCCCUUGUCCUUCGUCACUUGUACACCAUUCGGAUCCCCCAGCCCUCCUCACCUCAGCCUGGCCGGCCCCCACCCUUGGCAUUGUCACGGUCAGCCCUGUCUAUAAGAUGCUGGCCACUGACGUUAACAGAGGGAGUGACAGUGGGAAGAGAGGAGUGUGCUUGUCCUCCUGCGAGUGUGUGUGUUCCUUUCAUUCACUUUCCCUCCCUUCUUUGACCCCACCCACCCAUCCACCCCUAUUUACCAGUCAGUGCUGGGCAUUGAGUGAACCUGUCUUGAGUGUAGGAGAGGGAGAGCGGGGAUGGGGGUGUAUGGGGGGGGUAUGCUCGUUAGCCAUGUCUGGCUCCAAACCUCCAGAGUGGGCUCGGUCGGGAGCUCUCUGUGCGUUGGCAGACGCCAAGCUUUUGUUUUCCGUUCUUCCCUUCCUUCCUUUUUCCACCGUGAGAGAUCAUAACAUUCCGUCAGUUUUCUUAAUUGACCGUGAUUUUAGACGAGAACUUAAUCCUUCCGUGACAAUCGGGGAAAGCUGUUGAGGGUAUUUUUUUUCUUUCUUUUUUUCCCUUAUCCUUCCAAAGUAUUUGGAAGUGAUUAAAGUGAUGUGAAAUGUGCGGAGACGAUGAUGUGGUUAUCAAACGGUGACGGGUCCAUAGUAAUCUCAGGCGCGGAUCCUCUGGCCCAGUGCAUUAUAAUUUAUUGACUCUUUGAAUGGUACCCAUUUCCUGGACUUAAUUGUGUCUUUUUCAAUUGAGAAUCAAAACAUCCAGGAUGAGAAUCAACAUUUUGUGAAAAUACUGAAGGCGUCAAAUUACCUGACAAAGAUAAACUGAAAAAAAAAAACUUACCACCUUAUAUGAGUGAACUGAUGUGGUUGUGUCUAUCCCGUACAUCAAUUUGGUAUCUGAUAUUUUUUAAAACAAAAAACUUGAAGAUAAGCACUGACUGCAUUGAAUUAAGAAUAGUGUCCUAGACAAAUGUAAUGAUGGUGUUGUUCAGCUACUUUCUCAAAGUGUAUUAGUCAGUAUCUUAGUGAACCAUAGUAGUUGGGUAUCAUUGGGAAGACUGUCAGGGGAGGUGGCAGAACCAUAGUAAUCAGGGCUGAUUGCUGUAUCAUUUUACUCCUAUGUACACAUGAUGGUAGGAAGAAGGCAGUUUUUCUUCACUAAGAUCGGGAUGGGUAUUUAAUUAUUUGGAAUGUUUACAAAUUUGGGUUUUCAGUUGUUUUUGUUUUUUUUUCAACAUCAUAGCUUUGUGAUUCAUUAUCCCCAAUGCACUAUUGACAUUGUUUAUAGGAUGUUGAACACUUUUUUAUUCUUUGAUUUAGAUUGUUUUCCAUGUGUGAAACUUGGCCACUUCUGCUGAAUCAGAGAGAGGGUUGAGCAGCUCUCUCUGGUCCAAUUAGAGUGGUCCGUUCACCUGACUUGCCAUUUGAUUCGCCAUAGCAGAACAUUAGCUUCUGCCCCUUUCUGUUUAUGAUGCUUGACCUUGUAAACCUCGACCAAUGGGGAGAGGUUAAGCUGAUUUCAGUCGAAAGAAUGGGGUGGGCACUGGGCUGCUUGGUUGAGACAUUUGGCCUUUUUUGAUUAUCUGUCAUGAAUUCAUCCAUUCAAAGUCAAUAAAGCAAUCAGUUUCUCUAAAA